Messenger RNA from Choloepus didactylus (southern two-toed sloth), 2118 nucleotides. It is a transcript of the gene RNGTT, whose product is annotated as RNA guanylyltransferase and 5'-phosphatase. Gene Ontology annotation, biological process: 7-methylguanosine mRNA capping; protein dephosphorylation. Lineage: Eukaryota; Metazoa; Chordata; Mammalia; Pilosa; Megalonychidae. The transcript is spliced from 16 exons. The record is from RefSeq and is a predicted model, not a curated record. Bases 188 to 1981 code for a protein of 597 amino acids. Gene Ontology annotation, molecular function: mRNA 5'-triphosphate monophosphatase activity; protein tyrosine/serine/threonine phosphatase activity; mRNA guanylyltransferase activity.
GAGCUCAGUCUGAAUGAAAGUGGCGCGCCGCUGCAGACGUUGCCCGCGUUGGCGCUGCUAGGGUUCGCAUACCGGCAGGGAUUCAGGUGCCUCGGACCUCCGGGGCGGAGCGGACCGCGAGGAGGCGGAGGCGGAGGCGCGAAGAGGGUUGGUGAAGGAGCGGUGAGGCUCUCCGCGGCCCCAAGACAUGGCUCACAACAAGAUCCCGCCGCGGUGGCUGAACUGUCCGCGGCGCGGUCAGCCGGUGGCAGGAAAAUUCUUACCUCUGAAGACAAUGUUAGGACCAAGAUAUGAUAGUCAAGUUGCUGAAGAAAAUCGGUUCCAUCCCAGUAUGCUUUCAAAUUAUCUAAAGAGUUUGAAGGUUAAGAUGGGCUUGUUGGUGGAUCUGACAAAUACUUCCAGGUUCUAUGACAGAAAUGACAUAGAAAAAGAAGGAAUCAAAUAUAUAAAACUUCAGUGUAAAGGACAUGGUGAAUGCCCUACCACUGAGAAUACUGAGACAUUUAUUCGUCUGUGUGAGCGGUUUAAUGAGAGAAACCCACCUGAACUUAUAGGUGUUCAUUGUACCCAUGGUUUCAACCGCACUGGUUUCCUCAUAUGUGCCUUUUUGGUGGAGAAAAUGGAUUGGAGUAUUGAAGCAGCAGUUGCUACUUUUGCUCAAGCCAGACCACCAGGAAUCUAUAAGGGUGAUUAUUUGAAAGAACUUUUUCGUCGCUAUGGUGAUAUAGAGGAAGCACCACCCCCACCUCUGUUGCCAGAUUGGUGUUUUGAGGAUGAUGAGGAUGAAGAUGAGGAUGAGGAUGGAAAAAAGGAAUCAGAACCUGGGUCAAGUGCUUCUUUUGGCAAAAGGAGAAAAGAACGGUUAAAACUGGGUGCUAUUUUCUUGGAAGGUAUAACUGUUAAAGGUGUAACUCAAGUAACAACUCAACCGAAGUUAGGAGAGGUACAGCAGAAGUGUCAUCAAUUCUGCGGCUGGGAAGGGUCUGGAUUCCCUGGAGCACAGCCUGUUUCCAUGGACAAGCAAAAUAUUAAACUUUUAGAGCAGAAGCCAUAUAAAGUAAGCUGGAAAGCAGAUGGUACUCGUUAUAUGAUGUUGAUUGAUGGCACAAAUGAAGUUUUUAUGAUUGAUAGAGACAACUCAGUGUUUCAUGUUUCAAAUCUGGAAUUUCCAUUUCGUAAAGAUCUCCGUAUGCAUUUAUCGAAUACUCUCUUGGAUGGGGAAAUGAUUAUCGACAGAGUAAAUGGACAGGCUGUUCCUAGAUACUUGAUAUAUGACAUAAUUAAAUUCAAUGCACAGCCAGUUGGAGAAUGUGAUUUUAAUAUUCGUCUGCAGUGUAUAGAACGAGAAAUAAUAAAUCCUCGACAUGAAAAAAUGAAGACUGGUCUCAUUGACAAAACACAGGAGCCAUUUAGUGUCAGAAAUAAGCCAUUUUUUGACAUCUGUACUUCAAGAAAGCUACUUGAAGGAAGUUUUGCCAAAGAAGUCAGCCAUGAAAUGGAUGGACUUAUUUUUCAGCCCAUUGGAAAAUAUAAACCUGGUCGAUGUGAUGAUAUUUUGAAAUGGAAGCCUCCCAGUCUGAAUUCUGUGGAUUUUCGCCUAAAAAUAACAAGAAUGGGAGGAGAAGGGUUACUUCCUCAGAAUGUUGGCCUUCUCUAUGUUGGAGGUUAUGAAAGACCCUUUGCACAAAUCAAGGUGACAAAAGAGCUGAAACAGUAUGACAAUAAAAUUAUAGAAUGUAAAUUUGAGAAUAACAGCUGGGUUUUCAUGAGACAGAGAACAGACAAAAGUUUUCCUAAUGCAUACAACACUGCCAUGGCUGUGUGCAACAGCAUCUCAAACCCUGUGACCAAGGAGAUGCUGUUUGAGUUCAUCGACAGAUGUGCAGUAGCUUCUCAAGGACAGAAACGAAAGCAUCAUCUGGAUCCUGACACAGAGCUUAUGCCACCACCACCUCCAAAAAGACCACGCUCUUUGACCUAAGACCAGUCUCCUGAUGUCACAGUUGAGAGGAAAGAUGAGAAAAAGUGCUGUUGCCCCAUUUUUGCUGUCAGAGAAAUUUAAAAAAAAAAAAGUAUGGCUUGCCAUUGAUACCCAUUCUAAAUUUUUUAAAAACAAAA